Messenger RNA from Gymnogyps californianus (California condor), 6937 nucleotides. It is a transcript of the gene WDR7, whose product is annotated as WD repeat domain 7. Gene Ontology annotation, cellular component: cytoplasm. Gene Ontology annotation, molecular function: protein binding. Bases 145 to 4518 code for a protein of 1457 amino acids. NCBI's taxonomy places the organism in Eukaryota, Metazoa, Chordata, Aves, Accipitriformes, Cathartidae. The record is from RefSeq and is a predicted model, not a curated record. The transcript is spliced from 28 exons.
AUGAGAGAGAGAAAAGAUCCUUUGUUGUGGGGCAGAGAACGAAAAAGAGAGCCUCUGCGUUUGUCAAGUCUUUUCAGGAACGUCUUUUCCCACAUCCCUGCGUCUGUGUAUUUCUUGUUUCUUUGAGAGAGGCGUGAAAGCAAAAUGGCAGGAAACAGCCUUGUUCUGCCCAUCGUCCUGUGGGGCCGUAAAGCCCCCACGCACUGCAUAUCCACCCUGCUGCUCAUGGAGGACGCGUCAAUGAUCGUCACGGGGUGCCACGAUGGACAAAUAUGCCUCUGGGACCUUUCUUUGGAUUUAGAGAUUAAUCCCAGAGCUCUGUUGUUUGGUCAUACAGCCUCAAUUACUUGUUUAUCAAAGGCCUCUGCUUCCAGUGAAAAGCAGUAUAUAGUGAGUGCAUCAGAAAGCGGGGAGAUGUGUCUGUGGGAUGUGAAUGAUGGGCGAUGCAUAGAGUUUACUAAACUAGCCUGUACACAUACUGGCAUACAGUUCUAUCAGUUUACAGUUGGGACUCAGCGUGAAGGGAGACUGUUAUGCCAUGGACAUUAUCCAGAAAUUCUUGUUGUGGAUGCUACCAGCCUUGAAGUUCUUUAUUCUUUGUUAUCAAAGAUAUCUCCUGACUGGAUCAGCUCCAUGACUAUCAUUCGAUCCAAUAGAACACAAGAGGAUACUGUUGUAGCAGUUUCAGUGACUGGCAUCCUGAAAGUAUGGAUAAUAACCUCUGAAGUUAGUCGGAUGCAGGACACAACACCAGUAUUUGAAGAGGAGUCAAAACCUAUUUAUUGUCAAAACUGUCAGAGCAUUUCUUUCUGUGCAUUUACCCAGCGGUCGUUGUUGGUAGUGUGUUCCAAAUACUGGAGGGUUUUUGAUGCCGGAGAUUAUUCCCUCUUAUGUUCAGUCCCUAGUGAAAACGAUCAGACCUGGACUGGUGGCGACUUUGUGUCAGCUGAUAAAGUGAUUGUAUGGACAGAAGAUGGACAAAGUUUCAUAUAUAAAUUGCCAGCCAGCUGUCUACCAGCUAGUGAUUCAUUUCGCAGAGAUGUGGGGAAAGCAGUAGAAAAUUUAAUUCCACCUUUAUUGUACAGUGUGUUGGACAGAGCAGAUAAACAGCUACUAAUAUGUCCUCCAGUUACUCGAUUCUUCUAUGGACAUAGGGAGUUUUCCUAUAAGCUGUUAAUCCAAGGAGACUCUUCAGGGAGACUGUGUAUUUGGAGUGUGCCUGAUACUCUUGAACAACAAGAUAGUGCAAAAGGACUGCAAACAACAACUUCAACAUCCCUCCAGGAAGCUUUUGAUAAACUUACUCCUCGCCCUGCUGGGAUUAUAGACCAACUAAGCUUAAUACCAAACAUCAAUGAACCACUUAAAGUUACAGCCAGUGUGUAUAUCCCAGCACAUGGGCGUUUGGUUUGUGGCCGUGAAGAUGGAAGCAUUGUUAUUGUGCCAGCAACACAAACUGCUAUAGUUCAGCUGCUGCAAGGAGAGCAUAUGCUUAGGAGAGGUUGGCCACCUCACCGGACUCUCCGAGGCCAUCGAAACAAAAUUACAUGUUUACUGUAUCCUCAUCAGGUUUCUUCUCGUUAUGAUCAAAGGUAUUUGAUCUCAGGUGGUGUGGAUUUCUCAGUCAUCAUAUGGGAUAUAUUCUCUGGAGAGAUGAAACAUAUCUUCUGUGUACAUGGUGGAGAAAUUACACAGCUUCUAGUUCCACCAGAAAACUGUAGUGCAAGAGUCCAGCACUGUGUUUGCUCUGUUGCCAGUGAUCACUCAGUAGGUCUUCUGAGUCUGCGGGAGAAAAAAUGCAUCAUGCUGGCAUCCCGUCACCUUUUCCCUAUUCAAGUAAUAAAAUGGAGGCCUUCCGAUGACUAUUUGGUGGUAGGAUGUUCGGAUGGGUCUGUGUACGUCUGGCAAAUGGAUACUGGUGCUCUGGACAGGUGUGUGAUGGGAAUAACAGCCGUGGAAAUCUUGAAUGCCUGUGAUGAGGCAGUCCCAGCGGCUGUGGACUCCCUGAGCCAUCCCGCUGUCAACCUGAAGCAGGCCAUGACUAGGCGUAGUCUGGCUGCUCUGAAAAACGUGGCGCAUCAGAAACUACAGACUCUUGCCACUAACCUACUCGCUUCCGAAGCGUCUGACAAGGGGAAUUUACCUAAAUACUCACAUAACUCCCUGAUGGUUCAAGCUAUAAAGACUAACUUAACAGAUCCAGAUAUACAUGUGCUCUUCUUUGAUGUAGAAGCCCUGAUUAUUCAGCUACUGACUGAGGAAGCCUCCAGACCCAACACUGCACUCAUUUCUCCGGAGAAUUUACAGAAAGCCUCUGGUGGGUCUGACAAAGGAGGCUCCUUUUUGACUGGUAAGCGAGCAGCCGUCCUCUUCCAGCAGGUCAAGGAAACAAUCAAAGAGAAUAUAAAAGAGCAUCUUCUUGAUGACGACGAUGAGGAUGAAGAAUCGAUAAAACAGAGAAGAGAAGAUGGUGACCCAGAAUAUCACUCUAGCAAAUCUAAACCAUUAACUUUAUUAGAAUAUAAUCUAACCAUGGAUACAGCAAAGCUUUUUAUGUCCUGUCUUCAUGCCUGGGGCCUGAAUUCUGUUCUAGAUGAGCUUUGCCUUGAUCGUCUUGGGAUGCUUAAGCCACACUGUUCAGUGUCCUUUGGCCUCCUGUCUAGAGGAGGCCACAUGUCUCUGAUGCUUCCUGGCUAUAAUCAGCCUGUAGGCAAACCGUCGUAUGAUAGUGUGGAGUUAGGAAGGAAAAUGUCCAUUACAGAAGGACUCGGAAAGGGGACAUACGGUGUAUCACGUGCCGUCACCACUCAGCAUCUCCUGUCUGUUAUCUCACUGGCCAACACACUGAUGAGUAUGACCAAUGCAACUUUUAUCGGAGACCACAUGAAGAAAGGUCCAACCAGGCCACCUAGGCCAGGCACUCCUGAGAUGUCAAAAGUGAAGGCACCCCCUUCAAUUUCAAGUCAUGCAGCCCAAGGACAAAUUAAGCAAGGGUGGAGCCAGCUUGCUGCUAUGCACUGUGUAAUGCUCCCCGACCUGUUGGGACUGGAUAAAUUCAGACCUCCUCUUCUGGAGAUGCUAGCUCGCAGGUGGCAGGAUCGAUGCUUGGAGGUAAGAGAAGCUGCCCAGGCCUUAUUGCUAGCAGAACUGAGAAGAAUUGAGCAGGCAGGUCGGAAAGAAACCAUUGAUGCUUGGGCUCCUUAUUUACCACAGUACAUUGACAGCGUUAUAUCACCUGGAGUAACCACAGAAGCCAUUCAAACUGGUAGCGCAAGCCCAGAUUCAUUGGGAACAGAAGCAAAAGUUCAGGAAGAAGAGCAUGAUCUGGUUGAUGACGACAUCACAGCAGGUUGUCUGUCUGGUCUCCCACAAACGAAAAAAAUGUCUACAUCCUAUGAAGAGAGACGGAAGCAAGCCACGGCCAUUGUCCUGCUGGGGGUGAUCGGGGCAGAAUUUGGAGCUGAAAUCGAACCUCCAAAACUUCUCACUCGGCCACGUAGUUCCAGUCAAAUUCCCGAGGGAUUUGGUUUGACUAGCGGUGGAUCAAAUUAUUCCUUGGCAAGGCAUACGUGCAAGGCGCUGACGUUUCUGCUGCUGCAGCCGCCCAGCCCCAAGCUGCCCGCGCACAGCACCAUCCGCAGAACCGCCAUCGACCUCAUCGGCCGCGGCUUUACCGUCUGGGAGCCCUACAUGGACGUCUCCGCCGUGCUGAUGGGCCUUCUGGAGCUCUGCGCUGACGCCGAGAAACAGCUUGCUAACAUCACAAUGGGGCUGCCCCUGAGCCCAGCCGCCGACUCUGCCCGCUCGGCGCGGCACGCUCUCUCCCUCAUCGCCACCGCCAGACCACCCGCCUUCAUCACCACCAUCGCCAAGGAGGUGCACAGACACACUGCCCUCGCAGCGAACACCCAGUCUCAGCAGAAUAUUCACACCACCACGCUUGCUCGGGCUAAAGGAGAGAUCUUGAGAGUCAUUGAGAUACUUAUUGAGAAGAUGCCUACUGACGUUGUGGACCUUCUUGUGGAGGUUAUGGACAUCAUCAUGUAUUGCCUUGAAGGAUCCUUAGUUAAGAAAAAGGGUCUUCAGGAAUGCUUUCCAGCCAUCUGCAGGUUCUACAUGGUCAGCUAUUACGAGCGGAGUCACAGAAUAGCAGUGGGAGCUCGCCAUGGUUCAGUGGCCCUCUACGACAUCCGGACUGGGAAAUGUCAGACUAUCCACGGCCAUAAAGGACCGAUAACUGCAGUGGCUUUCGCCCCCGACGGCCGGUACCUCGCCACGUACUCCAAUUCCGACAGCCACAUCUCCUUCUGGCAGAUGAACACCUCUCUCCUGGGGAGCAUCGGCAUGCUGAACUCGGCGCCCCAGCUCCGCUGCAUCAAAACCUACCAGGUGCCCCCCGUCCAGCCAGCCUCGCCGGGCUCCCACAAUGCCCUCAGGCUGGCACGGCUCAUCUGGACCUCCAACCGAAACGUCAUCCUCAUGGCUCACGACGGCAAGGAACAUCGCUUUAUGGUCUAGGCCGGGAGGAGGAAGGCGACGGCGCUGGGGAACGUGCUCCUUGCGUGGCGCAGCAGAAGCGGGGGAUCAAUAACACUGUGACGGCGCUCCUCGGCCAGAUCCGCAGCGGCAGGAAUCAAACCAGGCUUUGCAGCCGGGCUGAACCCGGCCCCUUCCUCGCUGGAUGUUCAGUUCACGCAGCAGCCCUCAUUAAACACCUUUUUCCUUUGGGGACUCUCGCAGAAUCUCAGUGUUUACCAAAAAGGCUCGUGUUUACAUGUACUUUCUCCUAGUGACCACUGAAUGAUGGCGGGUGAUGCAUCUUGGGGCUAGGCACUUGGGUUUCUUAAUGAGGGGCUCGUUGCCUCGGGAUGGGGAGGGAUUGAAUUUCGGCGGGUGUAUGGCCUGUGUUCUGAUCCGAAGGGGAUGUUUCCUCAUGCAAAGUCUCAGUUUUCAAGAGAAUUGGAAGUGCUGCUGUGCCCAGUCACUGUUUGCUGUAGUCUGGAAGAAAGAAUAAUAGUCCACAUGUAAAUAAUAAAAAAAAAAAAAAAAUCUCUUUAAGAUGGAAUAGCAAACUUGAAAAAAGGAGUAUUUAUAUAUAAAGGCAUUUUUUGUUACCAAUGCAGGUAUUUAUUUUAAAAAAAAAAAAAAAAAGAUAAAAAGCUUUUUGUUCCUGAAGCCGCUCCCAUUUGUGCCGGGACGUGCAGGGCAGUGAGGCCGUGCACCCACGCCGUGCCACCCUGCCCUUGUGUCACGGCCACGGCUCCCGCGGUGGCUUCAUGGGGGGACCAGAGGGGAAGGACACGGGCCCCGGAGGGAGGCGGCACAAACGGCGUCGGUGGGGAGCAGUUCUGGCUGGAAAAAUGAUGAGAAGUGUGUAGAAGGUAAGUUAUUCGAAUGGAUCUAUUGAAACAUUUUCUUCAGUAGGAAUAUUCCUGUGUAACAUUAGCUGUGACUGUGUUUCCCUCUUCUUACAUAUCUAAUUUUGUGAAAUAUUUAAUAGUGUGAAAGUAUGCUGGUUUAUGCUCACAGUAAAGAAAAAAAAUCUAUAAAAUACUAUUUUAUUUAAACAUAUUGAUGUAUAUGUUUGUAUAGGGGUUUUUUUGCCAUUUUUGUCUGAAAAGCUCACAGAACUAAGGCGGCUGUCUUUACAUAAUAAAGUAAAAAUGGUACUUAUAGAAUCUUCCCUUCCCCAAAAAGGAAUAAAUGAAUUUUAAAAAUGGCUUCUAAAUAUAAAAAGCAUUGAUUUUUUUUUUAGGUGGUCUGUGUAGUACACUGUACAUGAAAGUGAGAUUUACAGUCCAGAAGCUACAUAUCUGUUUGCUGUUUAAAAAUAAUUAAUAAAAAUUUAAAAAGCAAGAAAUUAAGACCAUUAGGAAUGUUUAACACAAACUGCCAUGAAGCUUAAUCUUUUCUCUGGCGGGAAUGUAGUGUAUAGUGGAGAACUCUGUAGUAGAAUAUCAGGGUCUUUUCUAAGUGAACUAAUGCAACAUGCAUGUACAUUGUGUUUAUACAGAUAUAUGUGUAACCUUGGAGAUUUAAAAAAAAAAAAGAGGAGAGCUAACAGAGACUUCUCAUCCGUAGAAUGAAAUGCUGUAAUUUUCAGUGUAGGCUUAUGAGCAGAGUGCUAAGGUACCCUGUAAGCCUUCUCCCACCGGGAUCACGGGAUCCUAUCCGUUAGGUUACGGUAGAUAUCACGUAUGUAUACAUGUUUACUUUCAAAACAAAAUGCAGCGCCGGCAGGCAUGUGGACCAUGCCCCUGCAGUGAUUUCCUUUGUGGUAUAGUGAACAAACACCUUGAAUUAUAUAUGCAUUAAAAUGUUUGAUUUAAGCUAGAAGUGUAAUGGAUUUUCUCAAAUGCAGAAGAGAGCUGGUAAUUUUCCUCGCGGUCCUGAAAAUCGGGGCGUGUAGCAAGCGCCGAAGCAUUAGCGGUGAGAGACCCCUUUGAGGAGUCGCUGAGCCCCGAAACGUCUCUGGCCGGAGCUGGGGCCAGUCCGCCCCGCGCCCCCGGCCGUCGGGGUCCCGGAGGGAGAUACCUUCCCAUCUCACUGGUAUGUGUGCACUAGCUAAACCGAGCCCUCCGCUUCGGCGACUCUGUUAAGCCCGGUCCUGAACUUCUGCCCAGCCUCGCGCUCUCAGCACUGCAGCGAAGUGUGUAUUGUCAUUCCAGUGUAAGCUUUUAGUGCUUUAUUGAUCUGUUAGUACUGUAUUUGGACUUGUCCUUGUAAAUGUAGAGACGUAUGUGGCUUCAUUGGCAGUUUACAAGCAAAAGAUGACAUGAUGAGACACCUGUAUGAAAAUGUUGUGAUGAUUGAAGUCACCAUGGAUGGUGAAUGGUUCAAGUGUCUGCCUCUCCAGCAACUUCUUGACGAAUCCACUCCCCAUCCUCUGUAUGUACUAAACUUCCCCGUGUAAAUAUGCUUGUGAAAUAAAACUGAA